UAGUAAGUAGUAUAAGUUUGUUAAAAUGUCUUGUACGAGAUAGGCCCCACUAAUCUUAUCCGUCCAUUUUUACAAUUCAUCCAUCCGUCAUGAUCCAUAUCCAUACGAUCCACAUCAUUCAUGGUGACAUGAUAUGACCGCAUAUGCAAAAUGUUUUGUUCGCAAUCUGAGAAGAACGGUUGCAAUUGGUCCUGUUCAGAAAUGCUUUAGCAAUUUCUUGUUCGUGACAGCCGUAGCUUGCUGCUGCUGAUAUGUGCGAUGCGUAAGCCAAACAAAACACAAUUAUACAACGCACAUCAAAGCGCACGCAUGCUACACACAAAUACAACAGUCCAUUAGCACAAACAAGAUCCUUCUUCAGUUCACAACACUCUUCCCACCUUGAGUUUAUUUGUCAAGGAAGAAGAAUUUGGAGGAGGAUUCAGUGCCUUGUUCUUCGCUGACAAUGAACAUAUCGUCGCUUCCUUCUUCGACGAGGAAAGGCUCGAGGUUGCAUCCAAGAGGGAAUUCAACAGUGGCAGUGUUGACAAUACGGACAACGUUUCCGGUUCCGGGUGUCUCGAGGAUGGCGAAGAAUGGUCGCUCAGUUCCAUCUUCGGUGUAAACUUCCAUGACCUGCUUGACGUUGUUAGGACCUUGAAGAAGCUCAAUACGGGCGUUCAAAGGACGUCCGUCCGUCUUCAGGAGAACCUGGACGGAGGCGACAGAAGGGGCGAAGGGCAUGGUGAAAACGGCUCCUCCCUGCACGGUACGGGGAGUGGCCAUCUUGGAAAGCUUAUCGGUGAAGUUUUCGAUACCGCCAUCCUUGAUGUCAGCCUCGACUCCGGCAGCGAUGGGRUAUUCCAUGGAGGCGGUGUUGCGGAUGGCAAUGGAGUUCUGGGAUCCUGGGGAAGCGAUGACGGCUCGGAAAGGUCGGAGGUUUCCAUCUUCGAGGUAGACAGCCAUCUUUUGGGGGGUGUUGUCAGGUCCUUGCCAAAGCUCGACGUUGGCGUUCAAAGGACGUCCCUCGGUCUUGAGGUGSACUUGAACAGAGUCGAUGGAAGGAGUGGUGAAAGACCAGGUGCGAAGACUUCCUCCCUGCACCUUGAUGGGGGACAAAGUUUCCCAUACAUCCUUUGUGAGGGCCAUUUCUCCUCCGCGUUCUUCGGGGACAGGGGCUCCGACUCCGGUGGCAAGACCGGCUUCGUAUUGAGACGAGAACAAAGCGGUGGURGCGCUGUUCUUAGGGGCCGUGGUGAAGGCCGAUGCGGAUCCGCCUAGGGCGGCAACCARAGCGAGGGUAAAGAAUUUCAUUUUCAAAUUACACAACUGUAUUUAUCCAACUUUUGGAACUAUGAUGAUACAACCGUAAUGUAAUAUGCACUAAUGAUGGACAAUAACAAUGCUGAUUAUAU
Pseudo-nitzschia multistriata is the source of this 1394-nucleotide messenger RNA. Lineage: Eukaryota; Bacillariophyta; Bacillariophyceae; Bacillariales; Bacillariaceae. The record is from the annotation of a GenBank genome assembly.